AAACAACCAUACGAUUUGUGUUCUUUCUUUUCUUUAGGGAAACGCGAUGUGAAAUAUGAACGACUAGAGAGUGAAUCAGAAGCAAAGCCUUCUAAGAAGAAGAUCUGUGCAUUGAAGAUCUUUUAUUUAUAUUGCUUAUUAUUUGCGCUUUUCUUUAUUGUCUUCAUUUAUGUACAAGAUGCCUCCAAAGCACCUUAUGCCAAACCAGAAGACUCUGACCUGCCGACUCAUCCUUUACCAAUCCUCCAAACACCACACAUCUACACAUCCGCCAGUCCUCCAUCUCCAAAGGCGUGUGGUGUUCAAGUGAAGGAUGGGCCUGUGGUUAAAGUUGGGCAUCUUAACACAUACGUGAUCGGCUCUUACUUGGAGCAUCGUUUUGGUGAGAAACAGAUAAAGACGAUUGCCAUUGUUCUUCGACGUGAGCAGGCGACGUUCAGUUGUGUGAUGUGCUGCGAUGGGACGACCGUGAGGUUACCAGCUGAAUGCUCAAUUCAUGACGACCACUUUAACUUUGAAUACGGCACCGCUACUAUCACGUGCACAAUCAAAAGCACGUGUUUGACACCGACGCAUGUUGCAAUCACAGCAAGUGGCGUCUCAGGGAGCCUAACAUCCUUCCAACCUAUUAGAAACAGAGACGUUCCAACAACCUUCCCGUAUGAGUUCACAAUCUGCAUCUCUGUCAUGUACGACUACAAGAGUGUGCUGAAUCUAGUCCAGUCCAUGGAGAUGUUCAGACUGCUUGGCGCUCAAAGG
This is a messenger RNA of Sinocyclocheilus grahami, 759 nucleotides long. RefSeq lists its product as uncharacterized. The transcript has a single exon. Lineage: Eukaryota; Metazoa; Chordata; Actinopteri; Cypriniformes; Cyprinidae. The annotation marks the transcript as partial. The record is from RefSeq and is a predicted model, not a curated record. Gene Ontology annotation, cellular component: cytoplasm. Gene Ontology annotation, molecular function: glycosyltransferase activity.